CACAAACAAAGAUGAUACCACACCAAUGGGCUUCUCCAUGUGGAAACCAAUGCACCAAUAAAUACGCUGCUCUUACCAAAAUCCCAUGGCGAGUGUUCUGCAAAAAGGGUUGCGACUCAGAUGGAGAAACAUGGGAAGAAUGUUUGGAGGAAUGCGAUCAAAUGUGCUACAAGGAUCCUGUACUAAAGGACCAGCAGUGGAGUGCCUAUAUUGAUCGAUCCCCUGGUGCUGCUGGUUAUUCAGAGGAAUGUUUUCAUGCUUGUGUAUCUGGCUGCGGUUACAAGUUUGAGGUUAAAGCAGAGGAAGCUGAUAAAGUGUGUCCUAACAGGAAACCAAAGCCUAAGACUCGGAAGCCAAAGCCACAACCUGUAUACCCCAAUGACCCGCCUGGUGAUAUGCCCGGCACUUCUGCGUAGAAAAACACAGCAUAAUUUAAAAAUAUCCAAAACUCUUUGUUGGCUAUAUCAAGGAAUCUUUUCUUUCCUUUUUAUACCUUAUAUCUUGUUACUAAUUGUUAUCAGCAUUGGAAAGUUGAUGUCCUAGGCUUUCAAAUUUGAGACAUUUGAACCUGUUUAAAUAUAAGUUAAAAGUAUUUUUUUUUAGAACUUUUCUAUUUAAAAAUAAAGAAUAUUUUUUAAUAGGAAAGUUCUCAGAAAUACUUCUAAGUUUGUAUCCAAACAGAUUCUUCAUUUGAUUAUUUCAGUCAUAAAUCUGGAUCAAAUCAUGGUGAAUGACAGGCAGCAGUUAGUGUAAGAAAAACUGAUCAUCACUCCCGUCUUGUACCCACAAUCUGACCAAAUGAAUUUAGAUUAACUCCCAAGCCCAAUUUGAUGUUAUAAUCUUCACUUGUUUUUGUGACCCUUCUGUAUCUAUAACUUUACAAUUGUCUAAAGAUUGAAGAACUUUUGGACACUAUUCAUAUGUAAGGAUAAUAUUAUCUCAUUUUCUGUAACAACUGGAAG
Molecule: messenger RNA, 962 nt
Organism: Cajanus cajan (pigeon pea)
Lineage: Eukaryota; Viridiplantae; Streptophyta; Magnoliopsida; Fabales; Fabaceae
Source: RefSeq, a predicted model, not a curated record